AUGUGGCAUCAAGGACAAGUUCCCCAGGGUUUCAGGGACGUCCACCUCUACGGGCAAAAAGGAAACCGACAACUUCGGGAUCACCACAGAGAUACCGCACUGUUCGUUGUUGCGGGGAAGAUCUCCGCUCGCAUCAUCCUCGAACAUCUAAACGGUCAUCUGGAAUACGGGAUUCUCCUGGAAAACCAGUGUGGUUUGAGACGAUACUGUGGAACCACUGAUGUGAUCUUUAUUGCUCGCUAUAAGCAAGAGAUGUGCCAGGAAAUGCGUGGCAUAUUUAUGGACGCCUACCGUGAUCAGCGCUCUGGGAUCGGCAUCGUCAACAGGGCCGGCGAUCAUCCCCUCAUUACCCGGCGCAUGCAGGCUCCAACGCGUCUUUCCACAGCUACUGUCUACGACCCGUUCUUCGUGGAAGAUUGCGCGCUCAACGCCGCGACAAAAUUGGAUGUGCAACAAAGCAUAACUCUCUUGGCCUUCGGCUGCGCAAACUUCGGGCAGACGUCAAACACGGAUAGAACAAUCGUCAUGCACAUGCCGUCGACCAACGCUGAGAAGCACAACUCUCGCAUCACUGUCGGCGGCAGCCAACUCCAAACAGUAGAUGAUUUGGCGUAUUUAGGCAGUAAACGCACGUAA
Messenger RNA from Spirometra erinaceieuropaei, 636 nucleotides. NCBI's taxonomy places the organism in Eukaryota, Metazoa, Platyhelminthes, Cestoda, Diphyllobothriidea, Diphyllobothriidae. The record is from the annotation of a GenBank genome assembly.